Messenger RNA from Nilaparvata lugens (brown planthopper), 1746 nucleotides. Its product is annotated as WD repeat-containing protein 18. The record is from RefSeq and is a predicted model, not a curated record. Gene Ontology annotation, molecular function: protein binding. Bases 146 to 1420 code for a protein of 424 amino acids. NCBI's taxonomy places the organism in Eukaryota, Metazoa, Arthropoda, Insecta, Hemiptera, Delphacidae. The transcript has 7 exons. Gene Ontology annotation, biological process: rRNA processing; DNA-templated DNA replication. Gene Ontology annotation, cellular component: nuclear pre-replicative complex.
UGUGGUGUAGUACCGAAUUAAGUUGACGCUAACCUCUUUUGCGCCGUGCACGUGUACCAAAAAUAUUCUGCAUAACUUGUCAAUUUUGUGAAGGAUAUCAACUAUUUCUGAUUUAUUUACUCAUUAUUACUGAAACAUUCGUACAAUGAAUGAAUUUAUUCUUACCAGCUGCUUGGAAGAUCGAAUUGUAUCCGUUCAUGUAUGGGAUCCUGAAACUGGCACUGAAGUGAUGACAUUCAAGGAAGGUGGGACCCUGAAGAGUCGCACCCUGUCACUGCUGGGCUCCGACUAUGUGAUGGCAGCUCAGCAACUGAAGCCAGUGCUCACAGUGUGGCCGGUCAACAGUCAAAAGCCGCUGCAUGCUCCCAGGCUGCUCUGCACUGGUCAUGUGUCUGCGUUGGCGCCGAGUCCCGAUGCUGCUUACAUCGCUGUAGCUGUCCAAGAGAAAAUCAAUAUCUAUCAGGUUUGCUCGGGUUUUUUGAUGGGCACAGGCAUUCGCCACUUCCAACCGAUAACUGUGAUUGGCUGGAGCUCGGACGGCAGUCAUGUUGUGUGUGGAGGUGAUGAUGGGCUGGUCACUGUUUGGAAUAUUGCUCGAAUUGUCACUCGAGAUGAGCGUCCCGAACCAGAGCACACGUUCUGUGAUCACAAGCUGCCUAUUACUGAUAUCGCCAUUGGAGGAAUUCACACCAAUGCCAGGCUUGCAUCGGUGUCUGCUGAUGGAACCUGCAGGAUUUAUAGUCUGACAUCAGGCAAAUCAUUGCUAACUGUUGUGUUCAAUGAAGUGCUGACAUCUGUGGCGCUUAAUCUGGUUGAGACUGAUCUUUUUGUCGGAGGCACUUCAGGAAAUAUCUUCCAAGUAAAUCUGCAAGCGCCGAAUGGAACAUCCGUGGAGCAAGCAUUUUUCGACCCAACAAUGAAACAGAGUAGCAAAGCUAUUUUCUCUGGACACGAGAAAGCUGUUACCUGCUUGUCUUGCUCUGAGAGCGGUGCAACCUUAUUGUCAGGCUCAAACGACGAAUCUGUGAAGUUGUGGCAUAUUUCUAGCAAGCAGUGUCUUAGAACAAUAAGUAUGAAGGGUGCUGUUACCAACUCUUUGUUUAUUAGAGCAACCAAAAAUAUGUUCGAUCAGAAUGAAUUGAAGAGAAGUGUUAUUCUUCGUCCCUUCCAAAAAUCUAUCUCUUCUGAAGAGCAGAAUGAAUACUGCAUGGAAAUAUGUACAGAUCAUGACAUCAGCUCCAAGUGGACAAAGGAAAAAUCAUUUUCUGACAAACAUUCAAGAAGUUCUACGUUUGAAGAUAUUGCUGACAAUUCUCAUUUGGAGGACAUGAAACUUGAAAUCAGCAGACUUCGAGACAUCAACGAGAAGUUGUAUAAAUUCAGCAUUGACCAUCUUAUACGGAAGAGACAAGAAAAUUGAGAUUCCGACUUGAUGAAGGUCAAACACAGAACAUACGGGAAUGAGUUUUUAUAGAAGUCCAACCGAAAAUAUUGUAAAAUAAAACUUUUAAACAGUAGAAAAUUUGGAGCAAAAAAAGUUGACUGACGGGAUUUGAACCUGCAACCUAUAGCAUCAGAAUCAGAAGCUCUAUGCACUCGGCUAUUCAGGCUUGGAAAAAGGGGGCUAAUUUUUGUGAUCUUGAAACAUUAUCAUCUUUUGGCAUUAUCAUUUCAUCAUUAUUAUGUUUUGGCAAUUCCAAAACAUGGGUCUGUAAAAUUUAUUAAUAAAUUAUUAGUCCCCCUAUU